Messenger RNA from Apus apus (common swift), 2636 nucleotides. It is a transcript of the gene ADAMTS5, whose product is annotated as ADAM metallopeptidase with thrombospondin type 1 motif 5. Lineage: Eukaryota; Metazoa; Chordata; Aves; Apodiformes; Apodidae. Bases 1 to 2619 code for a protein of 872 amino acids. Gene Ontology annotation, biological process: proteolysis; extracellular matrix organization. Gene Ontology annotation, molecular function: metalloendopeptidase activity. The record is from RefSeq and is a predicted model, not a curated record. Gene Ontology annotation, cellular component: extracellular matrix. The transcript has 8 exons.
AUGCUCCUGAAGCUGCUGUCGCUGCUGCUGCUGGCCGCCCAGCUGCACCUCUCCCUGGCCCAGCCGCCGGCACCUGCCGCCGCUGCCCCGCCACCGCCCCGGCCCCGGCCAGACCCUCCCCCCGGGCCGCCCCGCCGCCCCCCGCCGCCCCGCGGGGCCAGCGGUGUCGUGCGGCGCCUCGACCCGACCUACGCGGGGGGCGGCAAGGCGGGGUACGUGCUCUACGCCGGGGGCCAGCGCUUCCUGCUCGACCUGGAGCGCGACGAGGCGGUGGGGCAGCGGGCCGGCGGGCCGCCGCGCUGCUACUACCGCGGCACGGUGGACGGCAGCCCGCGCUCCCUGGCCGUCUUCAACCUGUGCGGCGGCCUCGACGGCUUCUUCGCCGUCGGCCGCUCCCGCUACACCGUCAGACCGGCGCGGCGCGGCGCGGAGGCGGCUGGCCCGCGGAUCUACGGGGAGGGCCCUGCCCGCGCCCCUCACCUCUUCCGCAGGGACCGCUUCAGCUUCGAGACGGUGCCGGCCCGCACCAGCUGCGAGACCCGCGACCCGGUGGCGGCGGCGGGGGCAGCGCAGGACGGCCGGCGGAGGCGGCGGCGGCGCCGCUCCGUCUCCCGGGCCCGGCAGGUGGAGCUGCUGCUGGUGGCCGACGCCUCCAUGGUCCGCAAGUACGGGAAGGGGCUGCAGCACUAUCUGCUCACCUUGUCCUCCAUCGCGUCGCGGCUCUACGCGCACGCCAGCCUGGAGAACCAUGUCCGGCUGGCCGUGGUGAAGGUGGUGGCCCUGGGCGAGAAGGAGAAAGGGCUGGAGGUCAACAGGAAUGCCGCUACCACUCUCAAGAACUUCUGCAAGUGGCAGCAUCAGCACAACCGCCUCGACGAUGACCACGAGGAGCACUACGACGCUGCCAUCCUCUUCACCCGCGAGGAUUUAUGUGGGCAUCAUUCAUGUGAUACUCUGGGAAUGGCAGACGUUGGGACCAUAUGCUCUCCCGAGCGCAGCUGUGCAGUGAUUGAAGAUGAUGGCCUCCAUGCAGCUUUUACAGUGGCUCACGAAAUUGGGCACUUGCUUGGUCUUUCCCAUGAUGACUCCAAAUUUUGUGAGGAGAACUUUGGCUCCAUGGAAGAUAAGCGCUUGAUGUCCUCCAUUCUGACUAGCAUUGAUGCUUCAAAACCCUGGUCCAAGUGCACUUCAGCAACUAUAACAGAAUUUUUCGAUGAUGGUCAUGGUAACUGUCUGCUGGACCAACCAAGAAAGCAGAUCCUGGGCCCUGAGGAGCUCCCGGGACAAACCUAUGAUGCCAUUCGUCAGUGCAAACUGGCGUUUGGACCUGAGUACACAGUGUGUCCCGGUAUGGAUGUGUGCUCCCGCCUCUGGUGUGCAGUUGUUCGCCAAGGUCAGAUGGUGUGUCUGACUAAGAAGCUUCCUGCUGUGGAGGGAACGCCAUGUGGAAAAGGGAGGAUCUGCCUCCAGGGAAAAUGUGUUGACAAAACCAAGAAGAAAUACUACUCAGCUUCAAGCCAUGGGAACUGGGGGUCCUGGGGUCCUUGGGGCCAGUGCUCCCGUACCUGCGGCGGAGGAGUUCAGUUUGCUUAUCGUCACUGCAAUAACCCGGCUCCCAGGAACAACGGCCGGUACUGCACCGGCAAACGGGCCAUCUACCGCUCCUGCAACGUCGCGCCCUGCCCAGCCAACACUAAAUCUUUUCGACAAGAGCAGUGUGAAGCAAGGAAUGGCUAUCAGUCUGACUCCAAGGGUGUCAAGACAUUUGUUGAAUGGGUCCCCAAGUAUGCUGGAGUACUUCCCGGAGACGUUUGCAAGCUCACCUGCCGAGCCAAAGGAACUGGCUAUUACGUGGUAUUUUCUCAAAAGGUAACCGAUGGUACCGAAUGUCGACCGUACAGUAAUUCAGUCUGUGUCCGGGGAAAAUGCGUCCGAACUGGCUGUGAUGGCAUCAUCGGUUCAAAGCUCCAGUAUGACAAAUGUGGGGUGUGUGGAGGAGACAAUUCCAGCUGCACAAAAGUCAUGGGAACCUUUACCAAAAAGAGCAAGGGCUACACAGAUGUAGUGAAAAUCCCAGAAGGGGCAACGCACAUCAAAGUUCGGCAGUUCAAGACUAAGGACCAGAGCAGGUUCACUGCCUACCUGGCCCUGAAAAAGAAAAACGGUGAGUACCUUGUCAAUGGCAAAUAUAUGAUCUCCACUUCAGAAACAAUCAUUGACAUCAAUGGGACUGUCAUGAACUACAGUGGCUGGAGUCACAAAGAUGAUUUCUUGCAUGCAAUGGGACACUCUGCCACAAAAGAGGUUCUUAUUGUGCAGAUACUUGCGACUGAUCCCACUCAACCAGUGGACGUCCGCUACAGUUUCUUCGUGCCAAAGAAGCAAGGGCAAAUGACUAACUCUGUCACUGGCAGUGGCAGCAGCAGCAGCAAAGUAACUCCCCAGCUGAUGCAACCCCGCUGGGUUACGGGGCCAUGGCUUUCUUGUUCUCGAACAUGUGACACAGGAUGGCACACCAGGACUGUACAGUGCAAAGACGGGCAUGGAAAAUUAGCUAAGGGAUGUCUUCUCUCUCAGAGACCGUCAGCAUUUAAACAGUGCUUGUUGAAAAAGUGUUAACCUGUGUUUGUGAUCUU